AUGGAGGAAAAUGGUGAAAAUGUUGAUGUUAAUUUAGGUGCUGAAAAUGUUGAUAGUGAAAUUGUUGAUGCUGAAAAUGUUGAUAAUGCUAAUAAAAAUGUUAAAUUUCUUGCUAAACAUAAUUUGGCCUUUCGUGGUUCUAAUGAGAGAUUGUACCAAAAUAGCAAUGAGAACUUUUUAGGCUUAAUUGAAAUGUUAGCUGAAUUUGAUCCAAUUGUACAAGAACAUGUUAGAUGUAUUACAGAUGAUAAUGUUCAUGUUCACUUUCUUGGACAUGAAAUUCAAAAUGAGUUAAUACUUUUGCUUGCUUUUGCAAUUAAAAAUGAAAUAAUUACAAAAGUUAAACAAGCGAAGUAUUUCUCAAUGAUACUUGAUUAUACUCCUGAUGUUAGUUACCAAGAGCAAAUAUCUUUGAUAAUACGAUAUGUGGAUGUUUCUUCAAAUUUUGUUAGUGUUGAAGAAUUUUUUUUAGGAUUUUUGAAUGUGAAUGAUACAACUGGUCAAGGGCUUUUAGAUGUUUUACAAGAUGACUUGAAAAAGCUUGAUAUUGACAUAUUAUAUGUGUGGGGACAAUGUUAUGAUAAUGGGUCAAAUAUGAAAGGAAAACAUCAAGGUGUACAAAAUAAGUUUUUAGACAAUGCAACUUUAGACAAUGCAACUUUAGAGUUUUGUUGUAGGCGUUUUGAAGAGACAUUGAAACAUAAUGAGCAAUGUGAUAUUGACGGGAAAUAA
This is a messenger RNA of Vicia villosa (hairy vetch), 732 nucleotides long. RefSeq lists its product as uncharacterized. The transcript has 2 exons. Bases 1 to 732 code for a protein of 243 amino acids. The record is from RefSeq and is a predicted model, not a curated record. Lineage: Eukaryota; Viridiplantae; Streptophyta; Magnoliopsida; Fabales; Fabaceae.